UUGUAUCAAACAAAAGUAAAUAUGGGAACCAACGAAAGCAAAGAUGACCGCAGCGUUGAAGGCGAUUUAGUGACAGUAAAGCAAUAUACAGGCAAUAGAAAACAUGGCAAGCGACACGGCAAAGGAAUAUACCUUUAUAAAAACGGCGAUGUUUAUGAUGGCGAGUGGAGAAAAUCAAAAAAAUAUGGCAAAGGUGUUUAUACUUACUCGAAUGGCGAAAGGCAAGAAGGCUACUUUUACCAUGAUAAAUAUAUUGGCAAGCAACCAAAUGAGAAAAUGAAAAGGCGUAUUGAAAAGAAAAAGAAGAAAGGAAAACAUUGUGAAUCCUCUCCAUUAUCUGAAGAAUCUCUUCACAGAAAAGUUGAUGAACAACCAGACGGAAUGGAUGAUCCUACUGCAGUAUCAAUAAAAACACCAGGCGGAAACAAUAGACGUGAGCAAAGUAUUCAAAGGAACAAAUGGGUGCGAGAUAAGUAUGAUAUUCACGGAAGUGUGGAGUCAUUAGAUACUGCCAAAGGUACGAAGUGUAAAGAAAAAUUGCGUGAUAGUUCACAACACUUCAAUAGAUCUUUAAGCUUCGGUGGACGAACACAGAAGAACAGAAAGCAUAAGGACAUAGAUGAGGCAAAAGAACGAAACAAUAGUAAACGAUUGAGAGAAUCCAUUCGAACAAAAUAUAAUUUACCAAGAAGGGAUGUAACCUCUACUUGAAGCAAAAAUUCUAUUACAUCAAUUUAACUGAACAAUCUAUGAAAAAACUACAAAAGAUCCCCCCGCAAGAAACAUUGCACGGACAGCCAUCUAACUUUUUUAGAGAAAGCAAAUACGAUCGAUAAACAUUUUUAUAUAUACAUAUACACUAAAAUGAAUGUGUCCAUAAUUUCUUACUUUGUAGGCGUUUUGGUGUAAAUAUGUACUUUAAUUUUAAUUAAGUACUUUAUAACUUGUAAGAUUUUAUAACUUAAUUUAACUUAAUAUAUUUACCAUUGUUGACAUAAUCGAACUUAUGGAAGAUUUUUGACAAUAAAUGAGUUCUCUAUUUUA
Molecule: messenger RNA, 1044 nt
Organism: Xenia sp. Carnegie-2017
Lineage: Eukaryota; Metazoa; Cnidaria; Anthozoa; Malacalcyonacea; Xeniidae
Product: MORN repeat-containing protein 5-like
Exons: 5
Coding region: 22-711 (229 amino acids)
Source: RefSeq, a predicted model, not a curated record